GUCCAAAUACAGCGAUGGUUGCCAUGGAGAUAGAAAGAACAGUGAGGGAUGAAUGAAAGGUGAAAUGUCAUCUUCAGUUUGCGUUGAACUUUGGUGUUACGAGACGAGUCGUUGCCUUCAUUUUUUCUGGUCUGGCAAAGUCAAAGUAGAGUAGUGGUUGAGUCUCCCCCCCGAGCAAUAGUAGUGUUGCUGCGAAACCAAAGACUACAUCAUGUCGUCGACCGUCGAGCAACAAAUUUCCAAGCGCCUUGACCAAGCGCACUUCGUGUCGACGUGCUACCUUGCAACAGUCGGUGUGGAUAGGAAUACCGCGAUUCUCGACCUGAAGACGUUCUUUGAUAAGAACCUAAAGGCGAAGAAGCUCGAGGCGUGUUACGGAAUUAGUCGCGAAUUUUCUGGUGCAGCAGGGGGGGCUCCUGCAUCUUCAGCUUCUGGUGACCAAACAACAGAGAACAUGCGCGCAUUCGGGUUGACUUUCACACUGAAAGAGCUCGAGGAAAAGAAAGCGGCGACGAAAGACCUGCAGCCGGUGAUGUUUGCUAUAGCCAAAGAAAAGUUUGUGAAGAAGCUGAAGGUAAAGAUCGUUCUCGUGGUGGUUGAAGUAUAUUCAUGAACGUCAUGUGGCACUGUGCGAAUUCGUUUUUUUUGUAUUAAUCAGAUCAUGUCGUGCGUCGUUCUUGAUGCUUAAAAUCGACGAGGCGCUAUUGUGACACCCCACAGACGUGAAAUUUUUCUCAGGCCGACAUCGCAGAUGAAUGGGCCAUGAUGGUGAAGAAGGUCAAGUUAGAAGACUUCGCAAAGCUCGGUUACUCCGCUGCGGGCCCGUCGCGGCCAAGAAAUCAGCCUCCCGUCUCUUUUUCCGAACUUGGUGGAGGAGGAACUUUACCCGCAAAGCCAACAGCCAUCUCUGGAGCAGCUGCUCCGAACGCGGCUGCAACAGGACUGUCUCAAUCUUCCUCGGUCCAGAAGCUCGCGGAUUCGGUCGGUGGGCAAAAUAGCGGAAACAAGAAUUUUUCUGCGGACAUGUCAAUGAAUCCGUCGACUUCCAACAAGCGCACGUUCGAGGAAGCUUUUGUGAAGCAGCAAUCCUCUUCGAACCUUCUAAGUUCCGUUCCGACACCAAAUCAGAAAGACACCAGCAAGCAGAACCUACCUUCGAUGUUUUCCACCAUGGCAAGUCAAUCCACGUCAAACAAUAAGCCAUGGUCUCCCCCUAAAGGAACGGCUGCGGCGAAUGGAAAUAAUGGUAGCAGUACUUCUGGCGGCGCAGGAGGAGCAUCUGUAGCUACGGCAACUGCCUCCGGUAGUGGCACCACUUCGUCUUCGGGUGCGGUACCAUCCGCACCGGCUUCAAAUAAAGCGGGUGGGUUGACCGAGGAGCAGAAGGCGCGGAUCGCGAAAAACAGGGAGGAAGCGUUAAGGAGGAAAGCGCUGAAACAACAGGCGGCAGCGGGGGGUGGAGCCGUCAGUGGUGCUGGAGCAGUUGCUGGUGUUGUGGCGCAAGGGUCAUGAAAAAGCAGCGCUUUUUAGUGCCUUCUCAUAUGGGGCAGCAAUGGUCCUCUCUUGAGCGACUCAGUAUUCCAAAGGAGAGGACGAUGGACAUGAAAAUAGUACAUGUCCUUGUACUCACGCGCAGGUAUUGAAAGCCAAACGCAGACUGACCGAAGUCAGUUGCUCCAGUUGUCGAACGGCGUCGUCGUGCUUUCGUUGUUACACCGUGGCUGUACUGGUUCACACACAGGUAGGUACUACUUGACAAACCGUUGGAGAGAGCCAGUAGCCCCGUUGGCGAACAAGAGCAGCGACCGAGAUGAUCUCUUCUUGCGUUUUUCCGAGCUGCGAUAAUUCUAUUGUGUAUGUAUGGCAAUGAGGGCUACAUGCAAGGUCGAGCCGCGCUUUAGUGCAGUUCUUGGGAGAGUCUAUUUUUAGUGAAGAAGUAGGAGAG
Messenger RNA from Amoebophrya sp. A120, 1945 nucleotides. The record is from the annotation of a GenBank genome assembly. Lineage: Eukaryota; Dinophyceae; Syndiniales; Amoebophryaceae.